This is a messenger RNA of Poecilia latipinna (sailfin molly), 2180 nucleotides long. It is a transcript of the gene nipal3, whose product is annotated as NIPA like domain containing 3. Gene Ontology annotation, biological process: magnesium ion transport. The transcript is spliced from 11 exons. Gene Ontology annotation, cellular component: membrane. Bases 194 to 1345 code for a protein of 383 amino acids. Lineage: Eukaryota; Metazoa; Chordata; Actinopteri; Cyprinodontiformes; Poeciliidae. Gene Ontology annotation, molecular function: magnesium ion transmembrane transporter activity. The record is from RefSeq and is a predicted model, not a curated record.
CCCAAAGCAGGUGAAUUUAGUCCCCGGAAGUGAGAUGCUUCUCGCCCCGAAGAUGGUGUCUCCUUUAUUAUCAAAACAGAAAAUCCAAAAAUGAGCAAUAUAUAUUUAUAUCAAACAGGAAACAGCGGGAAUGUUUAACUGACUGAAUGUUUAUUGUACGUGUUAUGAAAAAACGCCUCUGAAAGUUAAAGAUAUGGACGUUCAAACAGAACAAGGAGACUCCUACACGGAUAAUCUCAUCGGGACAUUAUUAGCCAUCUUUGGAAGUGUGAUUGUCAGCAUCUCUCUCAGUAUUCAGAAGUACAGCCACGUGAAACUAGCAGAAACAAAGGAGCAACGCACCUUCUACAACACCAAGACCUGGUGGUGUGGUUUCGUGUUCAUCUGCAUCGGGGAGGGGGCCAACUUUGUGUCCUACGCCUUUGCCCCAAUUGCUGUUGUCGCGCCCCUGAACGCUGUGUCUGUCCUGACAAGCUCAAUUUUGGGUUUUUUAUUCCUGCGUGAAAAAUCUAAAGCAAAGGACUUUGCAAAGAGCCAUGGGCUGGCCUUCCUGGGCUACAUCUUCAUUAUAGGAGGAACGUAUCUGUUUGUGUCAUUUGGUCCAAACUCUCAUGAGAAACUCCAAGCAGAGAACAUUGUGAAGCACCUUGUUGGGUGGCCUGUUCUUCUGUAUAUGCUUCUGGAGAUUAUCGCAUUCUGUUUGUUGUUGUACUUCUACAAACAGCGCAAUGCUAACUACCUGGUUGUUAUCCUGCUGCUGGUGGCUCUACUGGGCUCGGUCACAGUCAUCACAGUAAAGGCGGUUUCUGGCAUGCUGCUCCUGACUCUGGAGGGCGUCAUGCAGCUCGACUACCCCAUCUUCAGCGUCAUGUUUGUGUGCAUGGUGGCGUCUGUCAUCUUCCAGGCCAGGUUUCUUUCCCAGGCUUGUAAUCUGCAUGACCCCUCGCUGGCCGCCUGUGUCAACUACAUCUUCUCCACCAUCUUUGCAGUGGUAGCUGGAGCCGUUUUCUACUUGGAGUUUCAGAAGGAAGAUGUUCUUCACAUCUGCAUGUUUCUCCUUGGGUCUGCACUCUGUUUCCUCGGCGUCUUUCUCGUCACCAAAUCCAGGAAGAAGGCGAAGAUGUUUGAGCCGUACGUCACCAUGGAUGUGGCUAACGGCGUGCCGACCAUUCAUGACAACGGCCUUGCUGUUCAGCCGGACUAUAACGGCUCUUUCUCAUACGGCGCUCUGGUCAACAACGACGGCGUGGCGCCGACCACGCUACCGGUCAACCUGGAGCACCCGACUGUGACCGUGAGAGGCACCGAUCCGCCUCAUGGUCAGUCCGACCUGAAGAAAGACUGAGACUUAUCCGCUGCCUCACAUUAAAAAAUCAACCCAAAUGGGUGUUUUCACCAAACCUUCUCGCCUUAAACUCUCACACAUGCUUCCUGUUUUAAACCAAAGCUAGUCAGGGAAAAGCUUUUUAAUUACUGUGUUAAGUUCAACAGUUGUAAACGGAGAAAGUCUGCCUCAAACUUUGGGAUUUAACUAAUUUCUGCUUGAUCACUUCUUCCCUGGAAAUAAUUAGCUUUUUUUGUAGCAUUGAGGAUUUUUUCCGUCUCUAUGAAAGCACAUGAGGAAGAGUCUGGAUGAGCACAAACUGGUAAAGCUGGCUUAUCUUUGUACAUAUUUUAAUAACUUGUGAAUUCUGCGUUUUGAAGACAUUUGUUGAUCUCAGAGGAACCAAAGAUUGGCAGCAGAAUGAAGUAACUUAUUACUUUUUUAUGUUGGAGUUUUGUCAUCUUUGAAAAACUCGAUAGCAGUGAAAUACAUGAACCUUUUUAUUCCAAGGGCUACGCAGCACAUCACCUGUUCUUCCAGUAAAAGUGCAAACUUAUCAAACUUCAGGGUUUUGACCAAACAGUGUAAAGUUGCAGCUGUACAGUUUGUCUUUACUUUGAAAAACUGCCUCUGAUUCUGUUUAAAUGAAGUUUAAACUGCCUCUUCUUGUUGGGACCAGUUUCCCAGUUUGACCACUGUGUUUAAUUUACUGUGAUGUAUUUAUGAACUCUGUCUGGUUUUAAUGUACAUUUUUAAAAUGAAGUUUGUUGCUGGAUAAAUUCAGGGUAAGUGCAUGAUGAUGGUGACUGUUAACUGUUGGUGUUUAAAUAAACAUCAAGCUUGAAUAUUGUUCAAG